AGCCGUUCGAGUGGCACAGGGUGUGCUGGCGACCCCGACGGGGGGAUAGACCAGCCCGGAGUCCAAGGGCCUGUUCCGCCGCUUCAGCGCGGAGAUGCCCCACAAGCUGCCGCUGUUCGAGGGCCACGAGCUCAGCAAGGUCGCCAACGCCUACGCCCGGCUGAGCAUGCGCGACGACUUGCUCUUCGACGACAUCGCGGACGAGAUCAUCCGGAGGCCCCAGGAGCUGGACGCGGCUGCCCUCGUGCUGGCCGCGAAUGCGUUCGGCCAUUUCAGGAUAUCUCAUCCGCGCCUGUGGCUGGUGCUCUCCGAGUGGCUGCUGCACUCCUGCCUGGACCUGGAGGCGAAGGACGUGGCGGUGCUGCUGAACGCCUUCGGCGCGGUGGGCUUCCACCACGAGGCGUUGCUGCGGGCCCUGGUGCACUCCCUCGGAGAGGAGCCGCUGCUGGGGGAGGUGGAGCCUGGGUCGCUGGCCCUGGCCCUGAACGCACUGGCGCGGCUGCAGUGGCCGGGUGAGGCGGGCUCCGCAGGAGUCGAGGAGCCGCUGCGGCGCCUGGCGGAGAGGGCCGCCGAUACCGCCGGCGAGCUGGGCUGCAUCGGGGCGGCGCAGCUGCUGCACGCCUGCGCGCAGUUGCGGGCGCUGCGGUCGGACGGUAGGCUCCUCGAGGGCGUGCUGGCGCGAGCGCGAGGGGUGGUGUCGGAGAUGAACGCGCAGUCCCUGAGCAUGGUCGUGAACGCAUGUGCGAAGAUGAGGACAAUGAAUCCGCUGCUGUGUGCGACUGCAUUGGGGCUGUUCCACCUGGCGUCCGGGCUCGGGUUUCGGCCGGCCAAGCCGUCGGCCCCAGGCAGCGAAUUGCCCAGUGUGGAGCUCAUCGCUGGCGGCAGCGAUGCGGACCCGGUUGGACCACAAGAGAAAGAGGCAAUCGACCGCGCGAAGAAGCAAUGCGGUCUCCCCCGCCACGGCCAGCCCAAUCUCGAGAAUGGAGUCAUUGUUUUCUUGGUGACCCGGCACAGCGAUGUGAUCAAGUUUAAAGAGAGUUUGCCAAGGUUACGCUACCAUUUCCUCAGGCAUUGGUCGUACCCAGUGAAGGUAUUCAUCCCGAGCGACGCUCUGCGCAAGUACGAUUCGCGAAGCUUUAAAAAGUCGCCUACCAACGAGACCAUGCACGAUGUUAUGCUCGAGUUUGGGGGUAUGGGUUAUGAAUGGUCGAUUGAGACGUUUGAUCUCAAGUUCCCGAAGGUUAUCAGUGACGAUGACCACCUCUGGCAGCACAUGAACUCGUGCGCAAGAAUUGUGAGUGACAGCUACAAGCACAUGAAUCAAUUCUUCAUUAAAUCUAUGUACGAGCAUCCGGCCUUGGCGAAGUACAGGUAUUAUUUGCGCAUUGACGCCGACUUUGAUUUCGAGGCCGACCUCGUCGAGGACCCGUUUUGCAUGAUGUCCAAGACCGGGCGGAAGUUCAUGUGGCAAACAAGGAAGUUGAUAGCGGAGAAGAAAUGUUCGGCUGGUCUGUGGGACUGGUUCUUGCAAUACCAGCAGAAGCACGACCUGACCCCCCACGAUCCCAUGUUCUGGCAGCCGUGGGGAGCCACUGUAAACUACGUGGGCUACGCAGGCAUGGGGGACCUGGACUUCUUCAGGUCGGAGCCUGUGCGAAGGCUAGCGGAGGCGCUGAACGAGGACGGCCAUAUCUACUACAACCGGUGGUCGGAUCAGACGUACUACCCCCUUCUUUUUGCACUCUUCGAGAACCACUCCGCGGUCGGAGACGUCGGUUUUGGGUGGCCCAGCGGCACCUGGUGCCAUAAGUGCGGGUUCCGGGGGAAGUUCAAUCCUGACACCGGGCGAAAGCGCGCCAAGGUUGCAGCCGCGGCAGGCAGCCAGGUGCUCAAGCGCUCUCUGAGCUGUGGGAUUUCUGAUGCUCUGCGGUCGGAGUCCACAUCACAGCCCGCUUCGGGACUCAUGCACAGCCUGCGGGCUGCUAUGUUGAGCGUCCGCGCCACGCUCUUCGGGCACCAUGCCCACCUGAAGAUUUGCACGGUGGUGGUGAGCAGGCCUCGCGCAGGCCGCGCCCCGAGGCGCCGCCACCCGGCAGAGGAACGCGGGCUGGUGGAGGACUGCGCGGCUUCCCCCAUCGUGCAGACGGCGGAUGGGCCGGUGCAAGGGUUCUCCCACCGCAGCGCCCAGACCACCGGGGUGGAGGUCAGCUCCUUCUGGGGCAUCCCCUUCGCGCAGCCCCCUGUCGGCGAGCUCCGCCUCAGGGCGCCGCGGCCGCUGAACAGGACGACGUGGAGCACACCGCUGGCGGCCACCAAGAAGUCGAAGGCGUGUCUGCAGUGGGAGCCGGGCAAGUUUCAGAGCGAGGACUGCCUCUACCUCAACGUCUACACGCCCACGCGUUCGAUAUCCGCUGACGCAGGCCUUCCAGUGAUGGUCUGGGUGCACGGCGGGGCGUACACGCAGGGGGACGCGUACCAGAGCGUGCUGGGUACCUCCGUGUACGACGGGUCCAACAUCGCUGGCCGCCACCAGCUCGUGGUCGUGACCCUGCAGUACCGCCUCAACGGGCUCGGCUUCUGGGCCAGCGACCAGCUCCGGGAGGAGGACCCGGCCUUCUCAACAGGCAACAUGGCGCUCCGGGACCAGAGGGCCGCCCUCCAGUGGGUGCAGCGCAACGCACGGGCCUUCGGGGGGGACCCCUCGAGGGUGACGCUGUUCGGGGAGAGCGCGGGCGGCUUCUCCGUGAUGUGGCACCUGGUGUCGCGCCCAUCGUGGCCGCUGUUCCAGGCCGCGAUCAUGGAGAGCGGGACGGACCACUUGUCCUGGUUCUUCCAGCCCUACGAGGGCCACUCGAAGGAGUUCUACGCGCAGUGGGCCGAGAAGAUCGGGUGCCCCGCCUCGGAGCAGCAGCUGGUGUGCCUGCGCGGGAAGGACGCCCUGCUGCUGACGCGGCCGCCCGCUGGCAUCACCGUCGCCCCGCCCACGUACGACCCCAGGGGCAUCGGGCAGAGCAUGGCCGUGGGCCCGACCAUCGACGGCGCGGAGGAGGGCCUGGCCUCCGUGCCCCUCGACCUGGUCCGCGAGGGCCUCUUCAACCGGGUGCCUCUGCUGCUGGGCUCCUGCAAGGCUCGCGGCACACGCCGCGCGGCGGCCGAGCGGGCGCCGCCGCUCCAGAGGCUGGAGGCCACUGGCCGGCGCUUGGGAGCCCGCGGGGUGGCGGAGGACGGGGGAACCAUAUUCGAGCCGAUAUUGACGGGGAUCGUGCCUGGGAUGGACCACAUGCGGAUCCAGAGCAUGGACGAGCUGCUCACUGCGUUGAAUUGGAGCUUCGACGCAGACGAUGUUCCCAAGAUCCUGUCCGCAUACCCCCAGUAUGAGUUCGUAUCGGGAACGAGGGUCGACUUUUCCCGCAUGUUCACGAGGAUCAUCCGCGACUGUUCCUUCCAGUGCCCUGUGCGUUCCUUGGCCUCAGAGUGGAGCAAGCACGGGGUGCCAGUCUGGCUGUACGUCUUCAGCUUCCCGCUGGGUAUCAUCGACAACCUGACAGGGAUUGGAGAUUUGCACGGCUCUGACGGUUAG
Molecule: messenger RNA, 3580 nt
Organism: Prorocentrum cordatum
Lineage: Eukaryota; Dinophyceae; Prorocentrales; Prorocentraceae
Source: the annotation of a GenBank genome assembly